Pyricularia oryzae 70-15 is the source of this 564-nucleotide messenger RNA. RefSeq lists its product as uncharacterized. Lineage: Eukaryota; Fungi; Ascomycota; Sordariomycetes; Magnaporthales; Pyriculariaceae. The transcript has a single exon. The coding region runs from base 1 to 564 and encodes 187 amino acids. The record is from RefSeq and is a predicted model, not a curated record.
AUGAAGACCUUUGCCAUCAUCACGGCCGUCCUCGCCACGGCGGUCACGGCGGUGGACAUCCACCUCCAGAACUGGGGCAACUGCGACGACGGCGGCGGCGGCUACAUCUGCUUCGGGUGGAACCCGGACACGUGCUGCAGCGUCAACGCGGGGCUCUUCUUCGCCAGCGUGUCGUUCCGGGCCAUCCCCGGCGAGUGGAACCUGCAGUGCCGCGGGCACGCGGGCCCCAACUGCGGCGCCGUCCGCGAGCAGCAGGACAGCGGCGGCCGCGGCUACGUGUGCCUGGGCAACGGGCCCUUUGGCGGCGGCGGCUACGGCUUCAACAACAGGAAGAUGGUCCGCGGCGUCACCCCGCGCCUGGCCGCCCGCGACGGCGAGUCGGCCGGCUGCGUCGCCCCCAACGUCCUGUACCUCGCCGACGGCACCCAGUACAACUACACCGCCAUCCUCGAGGCCAAGCUGCCCACCGAGGAGCUCGUCGCCCUCAACCAGGCUGGCGCCUCCGUUGCCGAGAUCCCCGAGAGCUUUGCCGCCUUUAAGCUUGCCGAGAAGCUCAAGCUGUAG